UUUAUUAGAAAUAAUAUUAUUAAAAAUGAAAUAGCUUUAAAAAAUACAAUAGCUACAUAGAAAAAUACUAAAGGAAUAGAUAGAUCAAUUUAUAUAGAAAAUUAAUUAAUUAAAUAAGAAUUAAUCAGACUUUGGAAAAAAGCUUAUUAAAAAAGGAAAAAAUUUAUUCAUUUUUUAAUAAAAAUAAAUAAAUAAAUUAAAGAAUACAAUUACAAAAUGAAAGGAGCAAAUACUUAAAAAAACUCUCCUGUGAAGAGUAAAAUAAUAUAAAAUCUUUAGAGUUCAAAAAUUUAAAUAAUCGAAAAGUACUUCUCGAUCUCCAAACUAAAUUCUAUGGAGAUAAAGAAUUAUUGGAUUUUACAAUUAAUUUAACAAAAGUUUCCAAAGAUAUCAGAUAUUUGGUUUGGAAGAUAUAAGGUGAUUUUACAGAUGAUGGAUAAGCUAGCUCUAUUGGUAAUUUCAUAGGUAAACUAGUUAACACAUAUAGAUUAGAAAUAAUAAUUGAUUCACCCUAUUUUGCAGAUAACGGAGCUGUUUUUUUGUCAAAAGGCUUUAGUAAAUUAAAGAAUUUACAUAUCCUGA
Tetrahymena thermophila SB210 is the source of this 582-nucleotide messenger RNA. RefSeq lists its product as hypothetical. The transcript has 2 exons. The record is from RefSeq and is a predicted model, not a curated record. Lineage: Eukaryota; Ciliophora; Oligohymenophorea; Hymenostomatida; Tetrahymenidae.